AUGGCAGUCAUCUUGGUCGUCGCCAUCGCCGGUCUGCUCAUCGUGCUCAUCGCCUCUCUACUACCCACUCGCCAUGAGCGUCACAAACAGCCCACUGGUGCACACAUCCUCCACAACCAGGUCACUCACGCACGGCUUCUACCGACGCGGUCCGCCCACGCCUUCACCUACCCGACGCUCUUCCUCCUCCUCCCGCUUCGUGCGCUCGAGGCGCACGCGCUGGACCUUGGGUGUGGAUGGGUGUUCGGAUACGGUGGAGUGUCGUGGCGGCUCACAGGCCUCCGCCCCCAGGGGUACCUGAUGCCCGACGCGCGGAGCGUGCAUGCGAAGCUGGUGGAGUUGUUGGAACAGCACGGACAUGAUGCAAGGCUCUUUCGCGAUGCGUGGAUGAUGACGAUGCCCAGCUACUGCGGGCUCGAGGGCAUCAAUCCGCUCACAGUGUACUUUUGCUACGGGGAUGGUGCAGCGCUGUGGAUGGUGGUGCUCGAGAUACACAACACGUUCUACGAACGGCAUAUCCACUUCCUCGAGGUCGGCGUGAACGAAGACCCGCCGCCAAAGGGGUUCGACCACCAAUGGACGUUCCCCCGCCAAUUCCACGUCUCGCCCUUCAACGACCGCUCAGGGUUCUACACCGUCGCUCUCACCACCCCCUCGCACGCCCCAAUUCCCGUCUCAGCUGCCGGCCUUUCACAGCCCGCGCCCCGCCCGGUGAUCCGCAUCCACCUGCACGUCCCAGACCCUCUGUGCCCUUCUACCCCAGGUCCUCUGAAAUUAACCGCCCUCCUUCGCCCCUCGGUCUCCGAGCCCCUCACCACCACGUCCCUCCUCCGUGCGCUCGCACACCAGCCGCUUGUACUCCUCCUCUCGUUCGCCCGGAUCGUCUUCCAGGCGGGAGUAUUGCACUACCGUCGGCGGCUGCGCGUGAACGUGCGGCCAGACCCGGUGCCCGCCCAGCGCGGGUGGGGUAUAAGGGAGGGUGACGACGCGGAGCAGCCGCUGAGUGGGGGAGUGAAGUGGCAGUCAGAAGGGGUACUGGAACGAUAUGCACGCGGGCGCGUCGAGGCGUUCCUAAGGGGGAGAGCGAGGGAGACUGGGGUCAGCGUGACGCUGGUGUCGGCGAACCCGUUCCUGCCGCCGAGCGUGUUUCUACCGUCGAGGAAGGAGGAUUCGACCGCCGAGAAGAUAGGGCAGAGCCUGACCGUGUGGUACCGAUCGCCGCAGUUUUUCACGACUGUGUUCGUGGCACCGUCUGCAGCGCAUGCGAUUCAAUUGGGCACCACCGAAGGACUCUUCACCUUCUCGUCCAGGGAGCUCUUCACGUUAGUGUUCUCGCCGCCAUACGCGCAGACUUCACAGACGCUGUGCCAACGUCUGCGGGCACAGGCAGUCCCUCAAGUCUCUAGAUACGCUAUCCCCCAAACUCAUCCUCUCGAUAUGGCAGAGUCAGCGGUGAUCGACUCGGCGAUGCUGGCGGUGAUGCUGACAUCAGGUAAGGUGGAAGAAUGGGCUUAUCGGAUGAUAGGCACUCGAUUUGUGCGAGGCCAGGAGCCGUGGAAAAGAUGGCAGCGGGCACUGGAACGAAAGGAAGCUGCCUCGAAGAGUGCUAAUUAA
This is a messenger RNA of Sparassis crispa, 1614 nucleotides long. RefSeq lists its product with no specific name. The coding region runs from base 1 to 1614 and encodes 537 amino acids. Lineage: Eukaryota; Fungi; Basidiomycota; Agaricomycetes; Polyporales; Sparassidaceae. The record is from RefSeq and is a predicted model, not a curated record. The transcript has 3 exons.